Molecule: messenger RNA, 1190 nt
Organism: Emericellopsis atlantica
Lineage: Eukaryota; Fungi; Ascomycota; Sordariomycetes; Hypocreales; Bionectriaceae
Exons: 1
Coding region: 314-847 (177 amino acids)
Source: RefSeq, a predicted model, not a curated record
CGGCCUGUCUCGCAAUGCCAACACUGUCGUACUUUGCGGAGGUCGCGCUCCGCUCACGUCAAGUGCAGCUGUGGAAAACAAGCAAAUAGUAACACACUACAGGGAAGUUUCACAGACAAUGAAGCAGGCAAGUUUUCCCUGGGUACAGUAAUAUUAUUUGGCUUUUAACUUUUGGUCCUUGAACACAGGAGGCUGCUAUUGUAACUACGGUGGCCGCUGCACCUGCGCUUACAAGAAGGAACAAACACCACUAGAUGCGACACUAGAUACGAAUCCUCAACCCGAUUAUUCAACGGAACUUAACUUGCCCAACAUGAAUGGAGUGGAACUCCGAUUCGGCGGCUCCAGUCGCGAGCCACAUCAAGAGCAUCUCCACGUGACGUCGGAGAUCCCCAUAGCCCUCUCGAACCACAGCACUAUCCCCUUCGCACUUCAACAUCUCGACACACAGCUACCGCUUCCCGACAUGUCUUCCAACGUCUGCGAGUAUUCGAAAAAUGCCGAUUUCGGGCUGUUCGGCAGUCCACAUACGGCAGCUUCAAUACUCAGUACGGGUCGGGGUUCUUCCGAUAACAACUGGACUAACAACUUGUUCGACACAACGACCAGCAACAUUCAGGCUCAAAACGUCAACGACUCCGAUUUUGCAUGGCUUACGCAGCCGACCCUAGGCUCCACGCCCCAAUUAUUUCUGGAGGAAGUGCGAGAGGCAGGGGACUGUGGCACUAUUACUCAAGACUUAGGUGACGGCCCGGAGUCACUAGAACCUGUUUCCUCUGGCGGACCGAAUUAUACUGAUACCUCUUUUGAGACAGAAGAGUUGGGUUGGUUUAGCUGGGAAGCAUAAUGAGCAGGCAAGUUCAAGUCAUGACUUCAAUGGAGAAUACGACAGAAUGAUCUACUUUACGAAUGGAGUUGGGUUGAGAAAACAAACUAGGAAGAUGGUCUAAUCAAACCACCGUCAGGAGAGCAGACACGUAUCAGACAUUGCAGUAGUGGGCGGCUCUUUUCGUAUUCAAUCGAACAUACGCAAGUCACCCGUGCCUCUCAUCUUCACGGAAAGAACUUGAGCUCGAAAGAUAAUUACAUGUACAACUCAGUCAAGAGCUAGCUGCAGCAGUGCAUAGACACCAGACGACCCGGCCCUUGUACCUGCUCUUGCAAAAAAGCUCCUUCGAUCAACACCAUAA